ACGGCGUCUCUUCGUUUUCAUCCUCGUCCUUAAAUCGAGACCGACUCCCGUCUGUGGAGCCAAUGACGGCAAUGCUCCUUUGGGAUUAGGCUUCUGGACAGUGCGUGAGCCAAGAGAUCUGCCAAGGCGCUGAGUGAGCAUCCAACCCAACCCAAUCGACGAGACCCCUUUUGGACACGAUCCGGCCGGGCUUCAGCAUACCAUACUGCUUGUUAUUCCGCCGUUGGUCAUUGGCCAAGACACAACUUCAACACCACCGACCCAGGAGAUUGCAGUGUGCACCCAACGGGGGUCACAUGACAUCUUGCCCAAUAUGGCUGCUCCGAUGCGCGCUCCCCUGAUGCGCGUCCCCUACACGGACGUUUUCCCCUCUCCGCGCAUCUUCCCCGUAACAGCCAGCAACUUUCCGGGGGCAGUGGGCGCCCUCGUCGACUUCAUCACGGCGCCGUCUCGUCGGGGCCUGCCUGCCUCUACCGUCUGCCUUUCCGGCGCCGGCCUGUCCGUCGCCUCUGGGCUUGCCGACUACCGAGGAGACAAGGGCACCUAUCGACUCAACAAGACAUACAGGCCCAUAUACUACCACGAGUUCCUGGCUAGCCACGCCGCGAGGCGGAGAUACUGGGCCAGGUCCUUCAUAGGCUGGACCACCCUGCAAAAGGCAAAGCCGAACGUAGCUCAUCGCGCCAUCAGGGACCUUGCGGACCUCGGCGUGAUCUCGUCCAUCGUCACACAAAACGUCGAUUCUUUACACUGGGCUCCAGAUCAGCCCGGGUCCCCCGCGCGGACGCUUGCAACACGGCCGAACAUCGUAGAGCUCCAUGGCUAUCUCAGGACCUUGGUGUGUACGUCGUGCCGCACCGAGUAUCCCAGGGACGACUUCCAAAAGGCCCUGGCCAGGCUGAAUCCUGCGUGGGCGGCAUUCCUCGCCGAGGCUGUCGCUUCGGGGGCGCUGGAGACGGAGAACCCCGACGAAAGACGCGCCAAGGGCAUACGAUCAAACCCAGACGGCGACGUCGACCUGCCCGAGGCUCCAUACUCUACUUUCAGGUACCCUGCCUGCCCCAAAUGCCUCGCAAAUCCCCCGCCUUUAGCAAGCGGGAGCCUCUCAAGGGUCGAGGUCGACGGCGAUGGUGCGUGGGAGCCAGCAAGCAAUGCCGGAAUCCUCAAGCCAGCCGUCAUAAUGUUUGGGGAGAGCAUCUCACCGUCCGUCAAACUCGCCGCCGAAGAGGCCGUGGCCGGCGCCGGCAAGCUCCUGGUGAUCGGCACAUCCCUGGCCACCUACUCGGCCUGGCGCCUUGCUAAAAUGGCCAAGGAUAGGGGGAUGCCGCUUGCAAUCGUGAAUAUUGGGGGUGUGAGAGGGGAAGAUGCAUUCUUUAUAGACAUAGAUGCGCAGCACACAGGGCGCGAUGCCGUCAGAGUAGAGAUCUCUACAGAGGUGAUCCUACCUGCAGUUGUCGAGGCUCUGGGCCGACCAUCAAAAGCCGACGAUGCCCCGUUCGCGGUCAAGGGUCACGGUGCGGCGGCUGUGUUUAAAGAGGUGGUACCGUAGAAGUACUUUCUGUACCGGCGCCAUAUUAUAUUUGAUUUAAUAGAAGUCAGACGUAGCUGCAGCUUUCGGUUUUGUCGGCACCUCUGGGCUCUUCGUUGAUUUUGAGCCUGCCUCUUUGCCUUGGGAUGCACUCCCGUGGUCCGGGCUCUCGCC
Messenger RNA from Gaeumannomyces tritici R3-111a-1, 1702 nucleotides. RefSeq lists its product as hypothetical. Gene Ontology annotation, molecular function: NAD+ binding. The record is from RefSeq and is a predicted model, not a curated record. The transcript has a single exon. Bases 314 to 1549 code for a protein of 411 amino acids. NCBI's taxonomy places the organism in Eukaryota, Fungi, Ascomycota, Sordariomycetes, Magnaporthales, Magnaporthaceae.